Mycena indigotica is the source of this 1518-nucleotide messenger RNA. Its product is annotated as DAGKc domain-containing protein. The record is from RefSeq and is a predicted model, not a curated record. The transcript is spliced from 7 exons. NCBI's taxonomy places the organism in Eukaryota, Fungi, Basidiomycota, Agaricomycetes, Agaricales, Mycenaceae. The coding region runs from base 1 to 1518 and encodes 505 amino acids. Gene Ontology annotation, cellular component: cytoplasm; intracellular membrane-bounded organelle; membrane. Gene Ontology annotation, biological process: sphingosine biosynthetic process.
AUGGUCGCCCUCUUGUCUUUUCUGUCGUUCCUUUGGCCAACCCGGGCCACACAAUACGAGCCGCUCGCGCAAGAGGCUGCGUCGCGGCUGUCUGAUGACGGGCUAGAAUUGAUAUUUUCGGAGAACGGGGUGACUACAAGCUUGAGAAUAGAAGAGGACGGUGUGAGGGUUGCUAUUUCCAAAGCUGGCGUGUUUUCCCGUCCCCACAGCGAACUCGUCCCGUAUCUGCAUGUGCUCUCUGCCUCCGUCGCGCUUACGCCUGGCGGACGGAGUAGCGUGUUCGACUUUUCGUGUUUGUCGACAAGAAAGAAGAACAAACUACGCCUACGCCAGAUAUCGGGCGAUGUGACUGCGGCACACGGUGUUGCGCUGCUCAACUGGGUGGAGACUGUCCAAACGCGAGCAUAUAAAGGUAUAAAGCCACAACGGCGAUUCCUUGUCUUCGUCAACCCACACGGCGGCCAAGGCAACGCAAAGACACUCUGGCAAGACAUAGUCGAGCCGAUAUUUGCUGCUGCAGGCAGUGUUGUCGAUGUGCAAUAUACCGGCCCUGUCUCUUCCCCGACCAACGCUGCGAAUGUAGCCCGCAACCUCGAUCUGUCCCUCUAUGAUGCUCUUGCCCCGCUUUCCGGAGACGGUAUCGUCAGCGAACUGUUGAAUGGACUGGCCAGUCGUCCCGAUGCACGGACAGCAUUACGAAUCCCGAUCGCCCCGCUUCCAGCUGGCAGUGGGAAUGCGCUUUCGGUCAACCUCAUGGGGCCAGACAAGGUCGACGACGUUAGCUUUGCUGUCCUCAAUGCCAUCAAAGGCCAUCCGAUGCCAUUAGAUAUCUGUUCAACCUCGACAUGGGCACCGAAUGGAUUCGAUUCGUUGGUGGAAUUCGAUUCGUAUUGGGGUACAUCUGGGGGGGCAUUAACUGGCGCGAAAUACCAAGUGGAGAUCACGAUGAAGGUCGUCGAGAGCGACAAACGGCGGAUGGCCGACGCUUACAACACUUUGCGGGAGACAAAGCCAAUACGGGAGAGCGGCACUCCAACACUACCGCCCACCGACGCGCAAAUGCCACCACUAUCGUUUGGGAGCACGGAUUCCCAGCUUCCCUUGGGCACAAUCCACACAAGCAUCACCGCUCCGCUGACCCCUGGCUGGCAUACCUUCCGCACUUCGGUCCAGUUUGUCUGCGCGGGCAAAUUGCCCUGGCUUAGUCGCGACAGCAUGAUCCUACCCAUGGCGGACGACGACGGGCUGAUUGACGUCGUUAUCGUUCCGCCCCGAAGCGCAUUCGCCAGUCUGACUGGGAUGGAUGGCCAGGAGGAGGGCCGCUUUAUGCGGCUGCCCGACGUGUACUACUACAAGGUGGAGGUCUAUCGCUGUACCCCCCGCGAGAAGAGCGGGUUUAUCAGCAUUGACGGGGAGAGCAUACCGUACCAGCCGGUCCAGGUUGAGAACCAUGCACGGUUGGCGAGGAUAAUGAGUGUGGAGGGCCGGUGGAAGGGCCUGGAGAGGGCAGAGCUGUGA